UGUGACAUCAUACCGUACAUUUUCAUGGUCAUUUAUAAACAAAAAAUAUAAAAAUUUUAAACAAAUCGACGACGACAACAACAAACCAACUAGCCAUUUGGACGACUAAAACAUAGAUGAAGAACAAGCGAUCAUUUUUAAAAUUGAACAAUAAGAAUGUAGAAAAAAAUAAUUUAGUAAUAAAUUGAAAACUGAAGUGUUAAGGUGUUGUGUCCCACUAGGCAAAUAUUUUUAAGAACCAACAAAAAAAUCAAACAAAAACACGCGUUUUAUCUAUAAAAUACUAUUAAUUAAUUAAAAUUCAAUAACAAAACAAUAUUCUACGUUCUCUUUGAUAAAAAAAAAUUUACUCAACCUUCUUUUAAGAGUUUAAUAGAGGAAGGUUCUCUUUGUUGUGAAAAAAGAAGAAAAAAAAUUAUAGUGAAAAAAGCUCUUAUUUGUUUUGACAGCAAAAUUGUUGUUGUUUAAACAGGUGUGAGAGAGUGUGUGUGUGUGUGUGAGUGCGAAUUUUGUAGAUUUUUUCCUCAGUUUUUAUAAAACUCUUCAAACUGGCAGUCGACGGGUCUGGCAUCUACGAUAUGCUGAAAUUUUUGAUAACGUUUAGUGCUGGUAUUUACACCGGUAUCUACAUCAGCCAAAACUAUGAGGUUCCUCGUGUGGAUGAACCCAGUAAAAUAAUUGAUAAAAUUAAGGAAUUGGCUGAUGAGCAUCGUAAAAAAAAUCCUGCCGAGCAGCUUUUGCAUGACGUUAAAAAGGGAGCCAAGAAGAUUAUAGAUUAAAUUUGCUACAAUACAACAUAAAAGGAGGCUUUAGUUUAAUUUUAUGAUUUUUUUUAUUAAACUUUAUAAAUUUAUGUUCUUAAAUGAUUUUUCUUUUCUAAAUCGAAUGGCAAUAUUCAAAUGUUUAUUUUUAUAAAAUUAAUUAAAUAAUUUUUUUGUAUAGUA
Lucilia sericata (common green bottle fly) is the source of this 944-nucleotide messenger RNA. RefSeq names its product short transmembrane mitochondrial protein 1. NCBI's taxonomy places the organism in Eukaryota, Metazoa, Arthropoda, Insecta, Diptera, Calliphoridae. The coding region runs from base 579 to 779 and encodes 66 amino acids. The transcript is spliced from 5 exons. The record is from RefSeq and is a predicted model, not a curated record.